AUGGUAGAAGAGAACCGCUUGCUCAAAUUAAAGUACCUCAAUGCUAUCAUCAAGGAGGCAUUUCGCUUGCACCCGGUGCUGCCGAUAUUGGUGCCUCGGACCCCACAUGCUUCCUGUGUUGUCGGAGUUUACACAAUUCCCAAGGGCAGUAACAUAUUCUUGAAUAUGGGCUAUAUCCAGAGAGACCCCAAGAUUUGGGAUAAACCAUCGGAGUUCAGGUUUGAGAGGUGCUUGAAAGAUCCCAGCAAGUAUGAUCUCUCAGGCAACAAUUUCACGUAUAUGCCCUUCGGUUCCGGUCGAAGGGUGUGUGCAGGGUUUGCACUGGUAGAGAGGGCGCUACCGUAUGUUUUGGCCUCUCUUUUGCAUCCAUUCAAGUGGGACCUACCGCAAGGGGUGGAGCUGGAUUUAUUGGGCAAGUUCGGGCUUGUGGUCAAGAAAAUGAAGCCCCCGGUCGCCAUUCCCAAGCCGAGAUUGUCCUCUCCAGAGCUGUACAUGUCGAGUUAG
This is a messenger RNA of Eucalyptus grandis, 504 nucleotides long. RefSeq names its product flavonoid 3'-monooxygenase-like. The transcript has a single exon. The record is from RefSeq and is a predicted model, not a curated record. Lineage: Eukaryota; Viridiplantae; Streptophyta; Magnoliopsida; Myrtales; Myrtaceae. Gene Ontology annotation, molecular function: oxidoreductase activity, acting on paired donors, with incorporation or reduction of molecular oxygen; heme binding; iron ion binding. The coding region runs from base 1 to 504 and encodes 167 amino acids.